AUGUCGUCUGCUCUUGCUCACUAUGAAUCAUUCCUCGUCAAGAAUGUGUCCACCAUCUCCUCCCUCGAGUCCUCCUUGAGGUCCAUUACGUGGAUUCUGCCCGGCAGGUUCAGGGAUGCGGAACUCGCCUCCGAAGCUUUGUCCGCUGUGCUCAAUGUCACGAGCAUGUACCAUGACACCCUCCUCGCAAAGUUCAUCCAGUCAGACCCAAAGUACAAGUCUCUCAUCCCUCCGUCCCCACACACGCGGUACACCCGCGCGUGGUCUGACAAGAACUCGCAGUACAAAUGGAUUGCGCGCACGUUGCAACUCAUCCGCUUCCUCGAGCUUCUUGUCGAGAUGGGUUUACGAAGGACAGUCUCUCGUCGCAGUCGCUGGCGAGGUAUCGUCCUACUUGAACUUGUCAAAGCAGGCUUGCGGCUUUUCCUCUUGCGCGCCACCAAAAGGCCGCUGCUCUCGCCGCCUAUCCCUGAGCGCGAGAUAGAUCCCUCCUCUUUGCCUCCUGAAUCCGACACGUCAUCCCCUACCCUUGCUCCGUCUUCCCCACCGUCUUCCCUUCCGUCGACCCCAGAACACCUGAAGAACAAUCAUGUUCCUCUUCCAAUCCAUCCUUUAUUUACGCCACCCCCUCCAACUCAGUCCCCGUUGGCUGUCGAGGAUUAUUUGCUGCCAAAAGCUUUGACAACUAUGUCAGUGAAGACACCUACAAUGAUUCUCCACCCGCUAUCGUCUUCGAAGGAGUGGCUUGCAGAGGUAAUAUACAUCCUACGGCCUCUAAUUUACGCUAUUAUGCUGUCUCGAGAUCGCAAGAGCAAUCGACCUCUCAUGACAGCACUCGCGUUGGAGUUUAUCUCACGCAACUUCAGACGCGUGCCUCCACGAUCAGCAUCUCUAGAACGCUCGGAAUACGCGCUGAGAGAUAGGGACAUUCUUUGGUACCUUUUGAGGGGAUCUAUCUGGCAGUCGUGGACACGGCCGAAGCUGGAAGCGAUCGCGCAGGCGACUAGUAACGCCCCAUUAAUAGGUCUCUUCAGUGCAUUCGUGAAGGAUUGGAUACCGUUGAUCGAUGAAUAUUAUUAUUAUACGGCUCCUUAA
Messenger RNA from Fibroporia radiculosa, 1095 nucleotides. RefSeq lists its product as uncharacterized. NCBI's taxonomy places the organism in Eukaryota, Fungi, Basidiomycota, Agaricomycetes, Polyporales, Fibroporiaceae. Gene Ontology annotation, biological process: peroxisome organization. Bases 1 to 1095 code for a protein of 364 amino acids. The transcript is spliced from 6 exons. Gene Ontology annotation, cellular component: peroxisomal membrane. The record is from RefSeq and is a predicted model, not a curated record.